This is a messenger RNA of Cryptococcus amylolentus CBS 6039, 183 nucleotides long. RefSeq lists its product as hypothetical. The coding region runs from base 1 to 183 and encodes 60 amino acids. NCBI's taxonomy places the organism in Eukaryota, Fungi, Basidiomycota, Tremellomycetes, Tremellales, Cryptococcaceae. The record is from RefSeq and is a predicted model, not a curated record. The transcript has 2 exons.
AUGAGGAAGGCCAUCAUUGCCACCACUCCGCCUCCCAUCGACGACCGCAGUCAUUCAACAUUGAACGGAACCAACAUUGCGCUCUUCUAUGACUAUUUCAAACAUCCCGAGAACGCUCUCUUCGUCGAGUUCGAGUCUGUCAUCGACGGGAAUUCCCGCUUAUCGCGUAAGCCGAUAGCUUGA